Messenger RNA from Peromyscus leucopus (white-footed mouse), 2177 nucleotides. RefSeq names its product popy Class I histocompatibility antigen, A-1 alpha chain-like. NCBI's taxonomy places the organism in Eukaryota, Metazoa, Chordata, Mammalia, Rodentia, Cricetidae. Gene Ontology annotation, biological process: antigen processing and presentation of endogenous peptide antigen via MHC class Ib; positive regulation of T cell mediated cytotoxicity; immune response. The transcript has 6 exons. The coding region runs from base 183 to 1277 and encodes 364 amino acids. Gene Ontology annotation, molecular function: signaling receptor binding; peptide antigen binding. Gene Ontology annotation, cellular component: external side of plasma membrane. The record is from RefSeq and is a predicted model, not a curated record.
AGCCCACCACCUUUCUCAGCUGUCUUGGUCCUUCUGCCUGAACACGUGUCCUCACCCCCCACUGCAUGUCUGAAUUCUGCAGAAAGCUCAGUCACCACGGUCUCUUCCCAGAAACCACAAUGCUACACCGUCCACAGAAAGGAACAAGGUCUCAGUCGCUCUGGGCCUUCUAAACACCAAGGAUGGGAAGCUCCGCGCUUUCUACCCUCCUACCACUGCUCACCGGAGCUUUGGCCUUGAUCCAGGUCCAGGCAGGCUUCCAUUCCUUGCAGUUUUUUGCCACCGUCACAUCCCAGCCUGGUUUGAGAGAGCCUGCCUUCAUCUUCGUCGGAUUCGUGGACGAUUCACAGUUCCUGUGCUACAACAACCAGGGGGAAAGUCAGAGAAUGGAGCCCCGCGCGCUGUGGGUGAGGCAGAUGGGGCCUGAGUAUUGGGAGCAGCAGACCCGGACCGUCAAGGACAUUGCAAAGAAUUCCCGAGUGAACUUGAAGGAGGCUAUGGACGUCUACAACCAUAGCGGGAAUGGCUCUCACGUCUUUCAGUGUGUGUCCGGCUGCGACGUGGGGCCAGAGGGACUCUUCCUCCGCGGGUACGAGCAGCACGCCUACGACGGCCGCGAUUACCUCGCUCUAAACCCAGACCUGCGCUCCUGGACCGCAGGCGACUCGGCGGCGCAAAUCACGCUGAGCAAGUGGGAGGAGGCUGGUGUCGCGGAGCAAAGGCGAUCCUACCUGACCGGCGAGUGUGUGGAGUCGCUUCGCACAUACCUGGAGAUAGGGAAGGAGACUCUGCUAGGAGCAGUUCCUCCAAAGGCACAUGUGACCCAUCACCCCAGACCCGAAGGAGACAGCAUCCUGAGGUGCUGGGCCCUGGGCUUCUACCCUGCAGACAUCACCCUGAUCUGGCAGCUGGAUGAAGAAGACCAGACCCAGGACAUGGACCUUGUGGAGACCAGGCCUGCAGGGGAUGGAACCUUCCAGAAGUGGGCAGCUGUGGUGGCGCCUUCUGGAGAGGAACAGAGAUACACAUGCCAUGUGCACCAUGAAGCACUAACCCAGCCCCUUGUUCUGAGAUGGGACCCUCCGAAACCCACCAUCCCCAUCAUGGGAAUCACUGUUGGCCUGGUUCUCUUUGGAGUUGUGUUCACUGGAGCUGUGGCUGCCAUUGUGAAGAGGAAGAGCAGAGGGGAAUACCCCUCUGAGAGUCUAGAAAGGAAGCAAAGACCAAGUCUCUCCAUCACCUCACCAAAGGCAUUCCUGCAGCUGAGCACAUCAUGAGUCCUUGGUUCCACCAGUCAAAUGACCACAUGCUGGACUUUGGCUCAGCACAUGGUGAUAAGGAAAAGCUGGAACUGCACAGAAUGCUUUUGGCAAGUGUAACAUUGCCACAUCAUUUCCAGGAGCUGCAGGGAAACUGUCCCAGCCACAGUGACCAGCACCUGUGUCCAGUGGCAGGAACGUGUGUCCUGUGUGGCACCUGGCAUUGAUGGGCUUGUGUGUUCUCUGCCUAGCUGUGAAUACUCACUUGGUUCCAUAAUAAAAUAAUAAUCUUCAACCCUCCAAUAUCACAUGUAGAAUUCCUUUAUGUUUAGUAAGUACAAGAUUUUGAAUUAUAGUAUCUUUACAUGGAAAUAAAUCAAUCUGGGGAAUUUUCAGAUAGCAAAUAGUCAGAGGCUCCUAUUAUAUAAAUUGCUUCCUAAGUCUUCCACCUGAAGCUAAACCCCAUGGGAGAGAAAAUAGUAUGUAUCUGCUAACAUGACAACUCAGGGCUGAUGACAUUAUCCUUUCUUACCUUCUCAGAGAAAAAUAUUAUUUUUCCCAUUUGAGGUUGUUCUUCAUUGUGGGUGAUGCUCUGAUGAUGAACAUCAGUGACCACAAAUCUUGUUCUAAAAUACUCAGGCUUCUUCCCAGACCUGUCUUAGAUAGUUGAGCAUAGAGCCUUCCCUGCCUUGAGAAAGGUUUUAAAAAUAUUUUCAUUGUAUAUGUGUGUGUGUGUGUGUGUGUGUGUGUGUGUGUAUGCAUACUACCUGCAUGAAGGAUCCUUCAGAAGUCAGAAAACUUGUUGGAUCCUCUGGAACUGGAUGAUUGUGAGCUGUGGUGUAUGUGCUAGGAAGUUAACCCAGGUCCUAUGCAAUAGCAGCCAGUGCUCUCAACCACUAAGUCAUCUCUCCAGUCAAU